Molecule: messenger RNA, 1380 nt
Organism: Styela clava
Lineage: Eukaryota; Metazoa; Chordata; Ascidiacea; Stolidobranchia; Styelidae
Product: cytochrome P450 2C3-like
Biological process (GO): xenobiotic metabolic process
Cellular component (GO): cytoplasm; intracellular membrane-bounded organelle
Molecular function (GO): heme binding; oxidoreductase activity, acting on paired donors, with incorporation or reduction of molecular oxygen, reduced flavin or flavoprotein as one donor, and incorporation of one atom of oxygen; steroid hydroxylase activity
Source: RefSeq, a predicted model, not a curated record
AUGUUUGGUGUCGUAGUUGCACUUUUGGUUGUUGCAGUCUCGUUCAUAUAUUGGUACAGAAGAGACGUACGCUUACCACAGGGGCCUCGGGGCUUACCAUUUUUUGGAAUCAUUCCGCUGUUGGGGACUAAUCCAUCCAAACAGCUUACAGAUUGGGCCAAGGUAUACGGCAGUGUUUACACCGCAAGAUUCGGGCAGCGUGAUACAGUAGUUCUCACGGACUAUGAAGAUAUCCAUAACGUACAUAUCAAACAAGCAGCUAAGAUGGGAGGAAGGAACCCAAUGCAUAUAUUUGAUGUUUGCAACAAGGGUGGUGGUUUGAUAUUUGCGACUCCGAAAAUGGCUGAAAUGCACAGGCCUUUUACAUUACAUGCUUUCAGAAGAUUGGGUAUGGGUUCUAAAACAUUGGAAGCAAGGGUUCAAGAAGAGGCUGCGUGUUUGGUCGAUGCUUUCCGGGAAAAAGUUGGGAAUCCGUUUGAUCCUAAGAACCUCUUUCUUUCCGCUGCUGUCAAUAUAUCUACUCUUAUCAUGAUCGGGGAGAGAUAUUCUUACGAUGAUAAAAUGAUUAAAGAAAUAGGAUGGCGAUUAAUAAAUGAAUUCCUCAACGAAAAGAUUACGUUUUAUUUUUUAGAGUUUUCGGAGAAGAAGGUUGAGGAGCACAAAAAUAGUUACGAUGAAAAUGAAAUGAGAGAUUUUAUUGAUAUAUUUUUGAACGAAAUGAGCAAGGAAAACCAUGAUCCGUCAUUUAACAAACGACAGCUCAAGUUGGUACUACAUGAUUUGCUUGAUGCAGCUUCGCAAACAACAUCCUGUACGCUGGCUUGUUGUAUGAUUGCGCUUGUCCGUUAUCCGGAAUGUCAGGAGAGACUAAGGCACGAAAUCAAAAAAGUAGUAGGAAACGAAAAAAGUGUAAGCAUGGAAAAUCGUAAGGAUAUGCCAUAUAUGCAAGCAUUCAUCCAUGAAUUGAUGAGACGAUGUACGCUGGUAAGACUGAGCGCUACUAGGACUGUACUGGACGGAGUUGAAGUACGAGGCUAUAAAUUGCCGAAGAAUACUCCGAUGAUUGCUGUUACGUGGGCAGUUCAUAGCGAUCCCAGACAUUUUGAAAAUCCAAACGAAUUUCGACCAGAGAGGUUUAUCAACCAGGUUGACGGAACUUUCCAAAAAUCAAAAUUCUGGAUGCCAUUCGCUACUGGGAAACGCAACUGUCUUGGCGAACAAUUGGCUCAAAUGGAAUUGUUUAUAAUUCUGGCUACAUUGAUUCAACGUUUCGAGUUUUCAGUAAAAGACGAGACAAGAAUUCCAUCACUAGACGAUGGAGAACACGGGAUUGUGUUUAUACCACGCGACUUGGAUUUGAUCGCAACCGAACGAGUGUAA